Molecule: messenger RNA, 6807 nt
Organism: Polyodon spathula (Mississippi paddlefish)
Lineage: Eukaryota; Metazoa; Chordata; Actinopteri; Acipenseriformes; Polyodontidae
Product: AP-3 complex subunit beta-1-like
Exons: 27
Coding region: 149-3511 (1120 amino acids)
Biological process (GO): anterograde synaptic vesicle transport; vesicle-mediated transport; intracellular protein transport
Cellular component (GO): AP-3 adaptor complex; membrane coat; clathrin adaptor complex
Source: RefSeq, a predicted model, not a curated record
AACUCACACUUCCGGUAUUGCGUGGGCGAAAGUUUUACGAACAGUAGGAAAAGUUUCAGGAGAAAAAAAGUCAUUGUUUUAUUUAUUUUUUCAAAGAAAUAAACAAGCUUCCAAAAAAUUUGAAGAAACGAAAGCCAGAAUACUGACUAUGUCGAAUAACAACAGCAUGUCCUAUAAUGACCAAGGAGGAGCAGUAGAGUCUGCUACCGAAGCGGGGCUGGAGACAACUCCGACCACUUCAACUGGAGCGGGGUUCGGCCUCUUCAGCACAGAUUAUAAAAAAAAUGAUGACCUUAAAGCAAUGUUGGAGAGCAGCAAGGAUUCCUCAAAGCUGGAGGCUAUGAAAAGAAUUGUCGGGCUGAUUGCUAAAGGAAAAAAUGCAUCUGAAUUAUUCCCUGCAGUGGUGAAGAAUGUGGCAAGUAAAAACAUCGAGCUGAAGAAGCUGGUGUACGUGUACCUGGUUCGCUAUGCAGAAGAGCAGCAAGAUGUGGCUCUUCUCUCCAUCAGCACAUUCCAGCGUGCUCUGAAGGAUCCUAACCAGCUCAUCCGUGCUAGUGCUCUGAGAGUUUUAUCCAGUGUCCGAGUUCCUAUUAUUGUUCCAGUCAUGAUGCUGGCCAUUAAAGAAGCAGCUACUGAUUUGUCACCAUAUGUCAGAAAAACUGCAGCUCAUGCAAUUCAAAAACUGUACAGUCUUGAACCAGAUCAGAAAGAACAUUUAAUUGAAGUAAUUGAAAAACUACUAAAGGAUAAAAGCACGCUGGUUGCUGGAAGUGUUGUAAUGGCAUUUGAGGAAGUGUGUCCAGAUCGGAUAGAUCUGAUUCACAAGAAUUACCGGAAACUCUGCAACCUGCUGGUGGACGUGGAGGAGUGGGGACAAGUACUUAUCAUCAGCAUGCUCACCAGAUACGCACGCACGCAGUUCCUGAGCCCCUGGAAGCAGGAUGAAAUAUUGGAAGAGAACUGUGAACAAGCCUUCUACGGUUCAGAUGAUGAGAGGAACAACAAAAAUGUGCCUGCAUCCAAGCCCUAUGUGAUGGACCCAGACCACCGAUUGCUUCUGAGGAACACCAAGCCUUUGUUGCAGAGCAGAAACACAGCUGUUGUGAUGGCUGUUGCUCAGCUUUACUGGCAUUUAGCUCCCAGGUCUGAAGUGAGCCUCGUCACCAAGUCAUUAGUGCGAUUACUUCGAAGCCACAGAGAGGUGCAAUUUAUUGUGCUGCAGAACAUUGCAACAAUGUCUAUUCAGAGAAAGGGCAUGUUUGAGCCAUAUCUGAAAAGUUUCUAUGUGAGAUCAACUGAUCCAACACACAUCAAGACACUAAAGCUGGAGAUACUGACUAACCUGGCCAAUGGAGCUAAUAUCUCUACAGUCCUCCGGGAGUUCCAGACUUAUGUAAAGAGUCAAGAUAAGCAGUUUGCUGCUGCUACAAUUCAAGCCAUUGGAAGAUGUGCAACAAACAUCUCUGAAGUGACUGAUACGUGCCUGAACGGUCUAGUGCUCCUGCUUUCAAACAGAGACGAGACUGUUGUGGCAGAAAGUGUGGUAGUCAUAAAAAAACUGCUGCAGACACAACCAACGCAGCACAGCGAUAUCAUAAAACACAUGGCAAAACUUUUGGAUAAUAUUGCCGUGCCAAUGGCCAGAGCCAGCAUCGUCUGGUUGAUUGGUGAAUAUUGUGAACGAGUCCCAAAGAUAGCACCUGAUGUAUUGAGAAAAAUGGCAAAGGUUUUUACCUGUGAAGAAGAGAUUGUGAAGCUGCAGACAUUGAACCUGGCAGCUAAACUGUACCUUACCAAUGCCAAACAGACAAAAUUGCUUACACAGUAUAUAUUAAAUCUAGGCAAAUACGAUCCAAACUAUGACAUUAGAGACCGUACAAGAUUUAUUAGGCAGCUGAUUGUCCCCAAUGAGAAAAGCGGAGCCCUAAGCAAGUAUGCAAAGAAAAUCUUCCUGGCCCCGAAGCCAGCGCCAGUGCUCGAGUCUCCAUUUAAAGAUAGGGAUCGUUUCCAGCUUGGCACAUUGUCUCACACCCUUAACACCAAAACCUCGGGUUACCUGGAGCUGUCUGACUGGCCAGCAGUGGCCCCGGACCAGUCUGUCAGAAACGUGGAGGUAGUUGAACCGUUCACAGAGUCGACUACUCUAGCAGGUAAAGUGAAGGCAGCGAAGCCAGAUGAUGCAUUUUAUUCAGGGUCUGGGGAGGAGGAAGCAUCGGGCAGUGGCAAUGAGAGCAGUAGCAGCGAGGAGUCUGGCAGUGACAGCGAGAGUGGCAGUGAUGACGAGGAGAAUGGGAGGAAGAAGAGCAGCAGUGACAGCUCCUCCUCCAGCAGCAGCAGCAGCAGCUCCUCCGGCAACGAGAGCCGCUCCAGCCAAUCCGAAUCCGGCAGCAAGAAAAAGAAUCUCAAGAAAAAAAAUCCCAGAAAAGAGAACAAGAAAAGCGGUAAGAACGAAUCUGAAAAUGACGAAACGACCAAAAGAGGAUCAAAAACUAAAACAGACUCCGUUUCAUCUGAGUCAGAAGAGAGCUCUUCAGAGAAGAGUUCUUCCAGUUCUGAAUCUGGGUCAGAACCUGAAACAGACUCCGACUCGGGCACAGACCAAAAGAAACAAAAACCAAAGCCAAAGAAGGAAGAAACUAGAGAGGCACGAGAGAAGACAACAAAACAGGAAGUUUCAUUGCUUGAUCUGGAUGACUUUGCACCUGUGUCCAUGGCUGCAGCACCUAGGCCAGCAAUGCUCUCUCCCAGUUUGAUUACAGAUCUGGAAGGCUUGUCCUUAUUGAAUACUUCUCUAACCAUCGACGUCACCAGCCCAGUAUACGUGCCUGCGAAAUCUCAUGAGCUUCUCCAUCGAAUGAGUGGCAAAGGGCUAGCAGCCCAGUAUCACUUCCCACGACAGCCCUGCAUUUACAGCUCCGACAUGGUCUCUGUGCAAGUCACACUGACCAACAGUGGAGACCAGAAAGUGGAAGACAUUCACAUUGGGGAGAAGAAACUUCCCUCUGGCCUCCAGAUUCACGACUUCAACAGUAUAGAAUCUCUGGAGCCAGGGGCAUCAAUCACAGUGUCAAUGGGCAUCAACUUCAAUGAUUCUACCCAGGCUGCCAACUUCCAGCUUUGCACGAAAAGCGACCAGUUCAACGUCAGUAUUCAGCCAGCCGUGGGAGAACUGCUUCUACCAGUCACCAUGUCUGAGCAGGACUUUAGGACACAGCAAGGAAAGCUUACUGGAAUGAAUGAGAGUGCUGCUACCAUCAGCAUUGCUCCAGAAAACUCCUCAAGCAGAGCCAUCGUGCACAAGGUGGUGACUGCAGCUAACCUGGGGGUGGUACCUUCUGCUGAAGAUCGCAUCCACAGGUUUGCUGCGAAGACUGUGAAAGCUGCGGACCUGGUGCUGGUUACAGUGGAGCUGAAGGAAGCCUCCACAGCUCAGCUCCUCAUCAACACUGAAAAGACUGUGAUUGGCUCGAUGCUGCAGCGGGAGCUCAAGGCUGUCCUGUCCCAGGGGUAACGCACCUGCAUCUGGACUUCACAAUCUGGCACACAGCAAAGUACCAUCUGGUGGGGGGAAUAAAAAAUAAAUAAAUAACAUUGAUUCUCUACAAGCCCCCCCCCCCCCCCCCCCCCCCCCUGCCGCACCCCAUGCUUUGACUUGCUCAGUGCAGCUGGGUAUACCUUGCUAUCAUUCAUUUAAAUUCUUCUGUUUCUUAUUCUCAUAAGGUCUGAUGCCAUUGUGCCUAUUUCUUUUUUGUGUUUCCUCAGUCACACAUUCACAUUGAGGAAUAAAACAAGUUUGAUUUUGAUUACAGCUUUAGAGUACUGUACUGUACUUGUAAGCAACACUCUCUGUAUCUCUCACAUGCCACACUGUGUAUUGGAGGUUUGUUAGUUGAAAAUUAUUACACCAGAAAAACAAAUAACGCAGGCCAGCCGAGAUAUCGUAGGGAAAAUAUACAAGACUUUUAAAACUAUUUUAUAUGAAAUGAUUCCCCUCAAUAGAAUGAAUACACACACAGAGACAAGUGCGAUACACAUUCAGUACAUAUAAGAUAGUUUGUUGGUUCAGUUAUCAUUAGCUGUUUUGGUAGAGUUUGCGUCAGUUUUCCUUAUUUUCUUCAGAAGAUACAGUAGUACUUGUGUUAGUGAACAGACUAACCCCUCCAUCUCCGUUUUACCAAGCUUUGAAUGAAGAAAUACAGUACAAGUGCCUUCAAAGCUGAACAUAAAUGCUGUUUUGUUACUUGUCUUAAUUACCAUAACAAAAGGAUGCCAGUAUUUCCUGAUCAGUACACAAUGUGCGUACAGCAUGUUAAAUGAGUCAAAAUAUUAAAACUGGAAAAUAAAAGAAAUGUGGCUGAAAAUGCUGAAUUAUUAUUAUUAUUAUUAUUAUUAUUAUUAUGAUGAUGAUGAUGAUAUAUCUAAGCUCCUGUUCAAGAGAGGUAGAAAUGGGUGCUUUUGGUUUCUGGAAAUAUUCUUGUUGGUUCAGUGUCUUGUUAUAAGAGCAUCAUGGUGGUGUGAAGAGCACAGGUGUUGUUCUUAGCCUCCCUACAGUGAUUGAUGCUCACUAAACUUCUAUCUAUUCUACACCAACUGCAGUAAACUUAACUCUUCUUUUUUAUAGACAGCUUUCUCUAACAUUCAGGAAUACUGUCAUUAAGUGACAAAAAGUAUUUUUGACGAAAUGUUCAGUAGAAAGGCUAGGGUCCGAAGGGCGUGCAGGUUUAAGUGUGAAGUCCCUGAUUGAACCCCUAAGUUGCCACUGUCUACUUGUUGCCAAUUAACCAUCCACAUGUCAUCCACAACCCAUGCAGUGUUGAAGCAUUCAUGAUGUCCGGCGCAGUGGUCAGUACCUGCUGGAUAAUUGGCAGUGAAGUGUCCUGAGCCAAAAGCCAUGGCACUUAGCAGAAGACAAGGUCAGUUACGCACAGGUGAUGAUCGCUGCAGAGGAGCUUCAUGCUACCAUUUUCCCUUUUAAUGCAUUUUUAAAAUGUGUUUAUAGGUUAUAUUUGGAACACAGUCUCUCUUUUGCUUUUUGUCACUGUUAAAAGCAAGAGUAAAGUCCCGUUAGCAUUUGAAGGGCAUCUACCUUGGGGAUAGGGUCCUGUGGAACCUGGUAGGCUGAGAAGAUAUAUACGGUUUUUGUUUUUAUAUUUUGCUUUUUGUAUGCUGUAAUUUAAAAUAAUUUUAAAUUCAAUCCCCCAGUUGUAGCAGCAGUUAACACUAUACACAAAGCAUUGAUGUAGUGUAGAGGAAUUGCCAAUAAGUCCAGCAGAAGGAGCAGCACAGCCCCAUUGCUGAAAUAAAUGAGCUCUUCCUGAGCAGGUUGGUUUGAUCCAUAGGUAAAUCAGUCCUAACAGUUUGACUACAAAGUACACCAGGAUUCCUCACAGUACAGGUAAAUGCAUGGACAGAUGAUCAAAAAUUAAAAUCCAGAUUGUUCAAUUAGUUCAUUUCAUUCGAAGAGUUUAAAAAAAAAAAAAAAAAAAAAAAAAUGAAGGUGGCGCAGUGAAUAUUUCCUCCAUGCAAUAGCUGUUUUCCAGCUGUCAAUUCCUUAAGACAUUUUUCUGUUUUGAAGUUGAAGUCAAACUGUCUGCUUUUGCAAAACGUUAAAACAAUUCAGGCUGUAAAAUGUAAGUGGGUAUGUAAUGUAUUUAUUGGUUACUAUUUGAAAAUAUAUCUGCAUCUGUGUAUCUGUAUCUCUUUUUAAUACCUUCAAAAUCAAGUGCCUCGUGUUUUCCAGUUGAGAUCAGAAGUGUGCUAUGCUGGUUGUGUGCUGUUGAAUCUCCCAAGAGUGGUGCAGUAAACAAAAUGUUAGUGAUCUGAAUGAAUCCAUUGGCAAUCAAUUACUCAUCCGGUCAACAGAAUUCUUCAGCAUUGUCACGAGCCGGUAAGCAUGUAUAUUAUGAGCACACAACUACAGAUCCUCUAGCCCUUCAUUUUAAAGCACUGUGCAUUCAGAAUUCCGUGGUUCAGAUCUUAUUGUGGGCCUGUUUAUCAAGACUGACACUUCUGGUUCAUUCCUGCGUGCAUCUCUACUAUGGUCUAUUGGGAAACCAUGCACCACAUGUAUAAAACACUGCCAUGCUGGUGUAAGCAUCGCAUUAAUGUGGAUUUACUUUUGCACUAAUACUUCCUGACUGUGGUCCUACCUGCCACCAUUGUGUAUGAAUCUGUGCCUUUUUAAAUGUCUUUUUGUUAAAUAAUUAAUAAAAGCAUACUCAGAAUAAACAACUACGAUUCUAGCCUGUUUAGUCAAGCGAGUUAAAACAAUUAUUAGCAUACAUUGUAACAUCACAGCUUAAGAGGAACAAGCAUGGGUUUGUGCCUUAGAGGUUGUCAUGUAUUGUCACCUAUGAUUUUUUUUCUUUCUUUUAAAUAACAUUAACUCCUGUUUUUCCACCCAACUCCAGUUUCCAAUGUCAAGCAACUUGCCAAUGUAGUUGAGUCAUCACUAGGUAGAUUUACUUCAAUAGCAGUUUAGUCAUUUGAACCUCCUUGUUUAAAUGAUUAGCUUAUACUGUAAUUUGUAAAAUAUUGCACACGUAACAAACGAUUGGGCAACUAAAGAUUGGACUUGGCACAGCUUGUGUCCAGGUCUCUUAUUGAUCUAAGGUUACAGUACCCUUCACAGACAUGCCUUGCUGUCUAAAGCCCUACAUGAAGACACCAGAAGAAACUCAUCAUCCCACUGCCUCAAGGGUUAUUACACAGGAUUGCUGUGUGGACAUUUUAUUAGGCCUGUCUUGGUGAUUAUGAUUCAAAAAUUGCAAUUGCUUACUUUAAUCUCUGGGAAUUUCAUGCAAUGGG